AUGGUUGGCUCAAGAGUGAAGCUUGAGUUCAAUCGAGUCUACGCUCUCCGCGUGGCCUUGGUGUUUAAAAGUCCCGGGGCCUCGAACGUGGGGCAGGCCGAGAUAACCAUGGCCAGCACAUACAUAGACCCGGCUGUCAGAGCACAGCGCGCAAAUGUCCAUGAUGUGUUUGUCAUCGCACGUCACGAAAAGCAUGGGUACCUUCUGCUGCUCAACAAAGGAGCCUUGGGCAAAGAAUUCAAAAUUCCUUCAGGGAAGUUUGAGCACCCAGGCAUUGGGGGCGACAGUUACUACAAAGCAGCGAGCAAUGCCGCCAGUUGUAAGAUGCUCGUUCAGACUGGGCUGGUCAUUGCUCCGUGUCGCUUCAAAAGGAUCCUGUUCCCUGCACAAGUCCAAGAAAAGCUCGGAAACAGAGUGUUCUAUGAAGUUUGGAUCUCUGAUCAAGACUCCGUCGUCAAAGGCGGCGAAACUGCUCUUACAGGAGAACAGAACUUUUAUGUUCGCACAGACUACUAUGGUUUUACGUUUCACCAAGAUCUUCGCCAUGCCGCCGCAGCCUUGCGGGGCACCAGCCGAACUACGGCCUCCGCGUUGCUGGCAACGCAGGCCAUAUACCGUGAGACCUGCUGCUUGGGGGGAGUGAUCAUGAAGAUGGGUGAGAUGGCUCGCCAGAUGUGCGAAUGGAGACCUGUGGGCCGUGCCGUGUGCUGCACCUUGGACGCCGUGGACGCCUUGGACGUCUUGGACGCCUUGGACGCCUUGGCCCACCACGUUCUCCGCAUUUCUCCCAUCGGCGUCUCCAAGCUCAGCUUGGGCCCAUCAGACGUCUCCUGCCAGUGGCGCCAUGCGGCAGUGGCACCCAACGGGGCAAUUUAUGCCAUGCCCUGGGAGGCGAGCGCUGUGCUGCGUGUCGCGACGGAUGUCCGGCUGCUGGGGCACUUGGGCGUAACGAAUCAGGGGAAGUUUGGCUUCACCGUGGCCUCGCAGGAGUAUGUGUGUGGCAUACCCUGGGCUGCUCGAAGGGUCCUUUGCCUUCACACUUCAAAGGAUGAACUGUUGCAGUUUGGAGACUUUAGUGAUUUGGCAGGAAAGUGGCGAACUGCCGCUGCCAGACACGGGAUCAUCUUCGCACUUCCGGUUGAGGCGGACUCGGUGCUAGAGAUCGAUCCAGCAGCGAGGAGGGUGCGGGAGUUGGAGCAUUUUCCUACAGGACAGUUCACGCCCAUCCUCCUUUCGCGCUGGUCCGGAGGCUUGGCACUGGGCGAUGACAGCUUGGUAGCGUUGCCGGGCUUUGACUGUUCGAUUCUGAAGGUUGAUAUGUCUCUCGCAAAGAUCGGGAGACAUCAGCUAGACUGCGGAGGUGGGGCGGUCCACAAUUGGCACUCUGCAGUGGUGGCAAAGAAUGGUGCCAUCUAUGCAGUUCCCUUUUCAGCAUCCUUCGCGCUGAAACUUGAAUUUCAGGGGGACUCACUUCAGGCUACAAGACUUGGCAGCUUCGGCAACAACAUGGGCAAGUGGAGCCAGGCGAUUUUGAGCCAAGAGGGCGAUGUCUAUGGGGUGCCCUGGUCCGCCGAAAAGGUGUUGAAGAUCCGACCUUUGACGGAUGAGGCGGAUGGGAUGGGCACGUUGGAUAUUGACACUGCUGUGAAAAAGGCGGAGGUAUCUGCCAAAGGUUGGAGAUAUCCUUUGACCCCAUUACUGCAGCUGAGCCCUAAUCCUUCCAAAGAUGUCGUGAAGAAGAUCUUAGAGCCAUUGGGAGGCCGGAAAAACUGGAUUCCGGCGACUCUGAGAAGCUUAGCAGCAGAAAAGCGCUCAGAUGUGCUUUUCUCAGUGCUAGAGGUUUUACGAAUCACAGGGGUUCAGCUUGAUGUUCGAGACUAUACCAUCGGAAUGUCAGCCUGCAGCAAGGCCAAAUCGUGGGAGCGAGCAUGCUGGCUCUUGCGAACCAUGGAGCAAGGUAAGGUAACCCGCAGCGUCAUCAGUUUUAGCGCAGCCAUCAGCUCAUGUGAGAAGGGGAACCAGUGGCAGCAUGCCCUGAGUUUGCUGAAGGAGAUGGCCUGGGUGAAGGUUUUGCCCAACGUCAUCAGCUGCAGUGCAGCCAUCAGCUCAUGUGAGAAGGCGCAGAAAUGGCAACAUGCGGUGGUGCUGUACCAAGAAAUGCUGGAAGAAGAGCUUUCACCAGAUGUGGUCAGCUACAGUGCAGUGAUCAGUUCCUGUGAGAAGGCAGGCAAAUGGCAGCAGGCUCUGAGCUUCUUCCACGAAAUGUGCAGGGCCCAAGUGCAACCGGAUGUGGUCAGUUGCAAUGCCACCAUGAGUUCAUGCCAGAAGGGAGGGCAUUGGCAGCUUGCUUUGAGUUUGUUUGAGGCAAUGCCAGGGAACAGGCUUGUUCCCAAUGUCAUCAGCUUCAAUGCUGCCAUCAGCUCUUGUCAGCGAGGUGGCCAUUGGAAUGAAGCGAUGAAUUUAUUGGAAACCAUGCUGUCGAAGCCUUCGCUAUCGCCAGACCUGGUGAGUUUCAAUUCGACCAUGGCUUCCUUUCAAAAGGACGGUCAGUGGGAGCAAAGUUUAGGUCUGCUGGACCUCAUGUGUCGAGAAAAAGUUGCUCCCGAUGUCAUCAGCUUUAGUAGUGCAAUUACUUCCUGCGAGAAGGGGGGAAAUUGGCAGUAUGCCCUGGCACUCUUUGAGGCAAUGCGCAAAAGACAGCAUCAGCCUGAUGCCGUGAGUUGCAGUGCGAUCAUCAGCUCCUAUGAUCAAGGAUCACAAUGGCAAGUGGCCAUCAGAUUAUUUGCAGUCAUGCAGCAGCUUCUCCAAACUGAUGCCGUGAGCUAUGGCGCAAUACUCAGCUGCUGUCACAAGGCGGCACAAUGGGAGCAAGCCUUGGCUCUUUUCGAAGCUAUGCCAUUGAGCAAGGUGGCACCCAACGUCGCCAACUUCUGCGCAGUGAUCGGUGCCUGCGAACGGGCGCAGCAACGACAGCGGGCCACGGGCCUCUUGAAGCUGAUGCAGGUGAGCAGCUUUGGGAACUUCGAGCCGGGCCCUGCGAGAUGGAAAGAAGGCGUGUUGGCAUCCACUGGCCUCAUUUACUGCAUCCCCGAAGCUGCUCCAACGAUCUUGAGGAUCGACCCCUCCAGCGACACCACCCUGCAGCUGCCAGUGACGCCUGGAGGACUAGCGCCCCCGACCCCGGUCACCACAUUUUCUGGCACCACAACGACGGUGCAGGUAAUGUGUUUGGGCUUCAUAUGUCCUGGGGGUGCCAAGCUUCGACCAGAUGCAUCUGAAUUGGUAUGCCGACAUAUGCCAUGUUUCGAGAUUUGUUGCCUCAGCAGCUGCGAAAGCUUUCAGUGCCUGGAGGGCUAUUCCAAAAAGCCGCGGGCGCAGGAAUUCAGCUGCCAAGCUGGAUACUGCAGCAGCACAGACCUACUCACCUGUUGCAACGUGGACCUUUGGUAUCCAAAUGUCUUGGUGCCGCUUCUGAUCUUUGCCUUCACCGGCCUAACCUGUGUGUGGGCUCAGAGCCAGCGGUGUCGCAAGGAGCGUUUGAGCCGGCGCAGGAAGUUCAGCGUGCUCUACUUCACGGUUCUAUUUGCUUGGGAUGUUUGUGAUCAAACUGCGUCCUGGUGGUUUUGGCAAUACACAGGGGAUGUUGGCGCUUCUUUGGUCGUGCAGGGUCUGGCGAUGAUGUCAGCAAUGAUGGGCACUGUGAUCAUCUUGCUGGCCUUCUUCGCAGGGCUCUUCAUGACCACUUCGCAACUCUUGGAUCAGCACGCGCCAGAGUUGGCAUAUUCUGUGGCAGCUGGCUGUGCCGAUGUGAUCAUGUUGAUUUGCGUCUUCAUCUUCGAGACCGAAGGCCUCGAUGAAGGCAGUUGGAUCAAAAUUCUCAAUCUGAUUGCCACUCUGAUCGACUUCAUCCUGAAGGUCUUGCAGGCUGCAGGGGCCCUCUUUGGCACCGCACGGGAGGACGAGGAUCCCUUGCUGGAUACUGUGCAGGUGAUGAUUGGCGUGAAGGAAACCACCAGCAACGAGCAGAUCCUGGCAGUGAAAGAAGGCCUCGCUGCGUUGAAGGACACCUGCGGUAUUUUGGAAUUUGAGUUCGGCACGGACUUGAAGCUGCCAAGUGGGCAAAGUCAUCCAGCUGGGAAGAAUCGGACCUGCACUUGGUACGCGGACUUCCCUUCGAUGGAAGCCUAUGAGGCCUACGCGGCUCACCCUGAGCAUGUCAAGGUGAUUAAUGACCUGAUCAAACCCAUCAUGGAGCCCGGAAGUAGGGCGGCCAUCCAAUACGAACGCUGA
Molecule: messenger RNA, 4290 nt
Organism: Cladocopium goreaui
Lineage: Eukaryota; Dinophyceae; Suessiales; Symbiodiniaceae
Source: the annotation of a GenBank genome assembly